Messenger RNA from Aspergillus vadensis CBS 113365, 705 nucleotides. RefSeq lists its product as uncharacterized. NCBI's taxonomy places the organism in Eukaryota, Fungi, Ascomycota, Eurotiomycetes, Eurotiales, Aspergillaceae. The record is from RefSeq and is a predicted model, not a curated record. The coding region runs from base 1 to 705 and encodes 234 amino acids. The transcript has a single exon.
AUGCAAAGAUACAUUUCGAAAGCUCCUACCAUGAAAUUUCCAAGAGAAGUGCUUGAUCGUAUUCUCUUCUUCGUGCCACCCCUGUCUCGAGUUGGUAUACUGUCUAGUCUCGACAUGGAGCCAUGGGAAUCAGACAGACAGCAGUCUCUACUUUGGUCUAGAAUUUUCAAGAAUGACAGAUGGCUUGAAGAGGUGGCAGACGCUCACGCCAGACUAGUAUUGAUCGGCUCAAAACUUAGCCAAAUGAUAUCCAAUACGAAGCAUGGAGGAUGUGAGAAUCAAUACAUGGCACUUGUUCUUCUGGAUGGCACUGGAGAGAUACCAACUUGGGAGCUUUUCAGGAGCUGUCUAAAUGAGCACACCUAUGAUACUUCAUCAAACGAGAUUCGCUUUACUUCUGGAUUUACAUUGAACGUCCAUAACCUCUCGGAACCAUAUCUGACCAGCCUACGAAAGGAUCCUGAACUACGACGCUCACCUACUAUAAUUAUCUCCCCUGAAAGGAUGCGGGAAAUUGUUUCUUGUCACAGAGGAAAGCCAUUCACACAGUAUGCCUUUUACAGAGACAGAUAUAUCCAGGACAUAGACUCCUCAAGAAUAACAGAUGUUAGGGGCGUGGUAUGGAUUUUCAAGCUUCGUGAUCAUGAUGUCACGUCAACGGUGCUUGUAAUGUCAUUACACUAUGGUCUAAGGCAUCUGAUGUGA